AUGGACAUGGAGACGAAGAAACCAUACAUGGUGGUUACUGUAAUACAACUCAUAUAUGCAAUCAUGUUUUUGAUCUCCAAAGCUGUCUUCAAUGGCGGAAUGAACACAUUCGUCUUCGUUUUCUAUCGUCAAGCUUUCGCUACCAUCUUCUUGGCUCCUCUUGCUUUCUUCUUCGAGCGGAAAAGUGCUCCACCUCUUUCAUUUGUGACGUUCAUCAAGAUCUUCAUGCUCUCUUUAUUUGGGGUGACAUUGGGUUUGGACUUAAACGGAGUCGCAUUAUCAUAUACGUCGGCGACUUUGGCGGCCGCCACAACAGCUUCCCUUCCGGCCAUCACAUUCUUUUUGGCUCUCUUUCUUGGAAUUGAGACGCUUAAGAUUAAGAGCAUACAAGGGACAACAAAGCUUGUGGGGAUAGCUGUGUGCAUGGGAGGGGUAAUCACCUUAGCCCUUUACAAAGGUCCACUACUGAAAUUACCUAUAUGCCCUCACCUCUAUCACGGCCAAGAACAUCCUCACCGGAAUAUUGCCGGUGGUUCCACCUCGUGGCUUAAAGGAUGUGUCAUGAUGGUCAUCUCCAACAUUUUGUGGGGUCUCUGGCUAGUCUUGCAGGGUCGUGUAUUAAAGGUCUAUCCUUCGAAGCUAUACUUCACAACUCUUCAUUGUCUGUUGAGUUCCAUUCAAUCCUUCGUCAUCGCGAUUGCUUUCGAGAGAGAUAUCUCAGCAUGGAAGCUUGGCUGGAACCUACGACUCGUCGCAGUCAUUUACUGCGGAUUCAUUGUAACAGGCGUAGCGUAUUAUUUGCAAUCAUGGGUUAUAGAAAAGAGAGGACCUGUCUUCUUAUCAAUGUUCACUCCUUUGUCCCUUGUCUUCACUAUCCUCUCUUCAGCGUUUCUCUUAUGCGAGAUCAUCAGUCUUGGAAGUAUUGUAGGUGGAUUAUUGUUGAUUAUAGGACUCUACUGUGUCCUAUGGGGAAAAAGUAGAGAGAAGAAGAUAAACCGUGGUGAUGAGAAGAUUGAUCUACAGAAGGAAAGCGAUGUCGUUUGCAAUGAAGUGAAGAUUGUCGUUAGUUGA
This is a messenger RNA of Microthlaspi erraticum, 1071 nucleotides long. NCBI's taxonomy places the organism in Eukaryota, Viridiplantae, Streptophyta, Magnoliopsida, Brassicales, Brassicaceae. The record is from the annotation of a GenBank genome assembly.